GUAUGGGGCAGAAGCUCUCCUUGGUCUGUCGUGUUGGGUUUGAUCAACAACGUCUUCCAGCGCGUUUCUGAUCUGUUCAAUCUGCGUGGCCUCGAGACUGGACGGACCCGGCAGCCGAGAUGAACUGGGCGUUUCUCCAGGGCCUGCUGAGCGGGGUGAACAAGUACUCCACGGCCUUCGGCCGCAUCUGGCUGUCGGUGGUCUUCAUCUUCCGGGUGCUGGUGUUCGUGGUGGCGGCCGAGAAGGUGUGGGGCGACGAGCAGAAGGACUUCGCCUGCAACACGGCCCAGCCGGGCUGCCACAACGUCUGCUACGACCACUUCUUCCCCGUCUCGCACGUGCGGCUGUGGGCCCUGCAGCUCAUCUUCGUGACCGUGCCCUCGCUGCUCGUGGUCCUGCACGUGGGGUACCGCGAGGAGCGGGAGAGGAAGUACCGCCUCAAGCACGGGGCCGACUGCCGCCUGUACAUCGACACGGGCAAGAAGCGGGGCGGACUGUGGUGGACCUACUUCCUCAGCCUGAUCUUCAAGGCCCUGGUGGACGUCGUCUUCGUCUACCUGCUCUACUACCUCUACGAGGCCAGCUACUUCCCUGCGCUGGUCAAGUGCAGUGAGGACCCCUGCCCCAACAUGGUGGACUGCUUCAUCGCCCGCCCCACCGAGAAGCGCAUCUUCACCAUCUUCAUGGUGGUCACCAGCCUCGCCUGCGUCCUGCUCACCCUCUGCGAGAUCGUCUACCUGCUGGUCAAGCGCUGCAGGGAGUGCUGCACCUCCAUCAGGCACGGCCGGAAGCUGGCCAUGGCCACCUCUCUGGUCAACGGCAAGGACAGCACCACCAUGCUGGAGGUCAACACGCUGAAGGGGCACUGAGAGCUCCAGGGGCUCCUCUGGUGCCACCCUGUUCCCCCUGCCCAGACGCCAAGUGCAGGAAUGGACAUUGCUGGACAUCAUGAGAUAUUCUGCUUCAGUUGUAGUGUCCUGCACAGAGUUCUGAGGCUUAUUGUCCUUCCUAUGCUGCCACAGUCACAAGGCCACACUGCACGGUGUAAAUUCAGCAGGGAGAAAGAGAGGUUGGUCAGUGCCUCUUUAGGUCUCCUUUCUGAUCAGACGUACUCUUUAAUGUUUCUGAUAGAUACUGAAGCCUGCGCCAUGAGAAUGAGUGAAGUAGGAGGGAAAUCAUUACUGAACAACCCUGCAAAGUUUAUUGUGUACAGUGUGUUUUACCGAAAAAUGCAAAAAAAGUCCAGAGAGCUCACCUUGGUGUAGAUAUAAAGAAUGACAUUUCAUUGUUUAGAAGCUGCCCCUAGGACAUCAGAAUGUUGAAUGUUGCUCAGUUUAAUUUGGUGUUCCAUCUGCUGAACAAUUUAGCUAGUGCCUUUUUUUCAGUUUCUGAAUGCUGAAUUCUGCUGUUUGGGCAGAACGCGGUACUCAUGAGGUAGCUGGCCUUUGUUUCAAGGAAAAAAUAUAAUUUCUGAGAAAUUUACUCGAAACCGUUCACUGCCUUUUGUAAAACAUUUGGUCCUUCAUGUGUGGCCCUUUCCUCUAUUCUUCUGCACACCACUAUUAAAAGCACAUACCGGCUCUCCUCUCCAUAGGGAGUAAAACAUUAUAAGGGCUUUGUUUUAAUAAGCCAUCGCUGGACUUUGUGCCACCCACUGACACUGGCCACAGUGCUGGUGCCCUGUGCAUUAUAACAGUUAAUUGAAUACAAUAAAUGAACUUCAAUUCGUUGGGACAAAAGAUUGAAUAUUCAGCAUAGUUUUAUAGGGCAUAUCUACUACAUCCUAUAAUUUAUUUAAAAAAACAUUGUUUCACAUGUAGGGGGUAAUGCUUUUGUCUGCAAUUGCAUUCUCAGUAUUUGGUAUCAGAGGUUGCUACAUGACAUUGGAACAUAUUCUAUCUACAUUCCUGUAUUAAAUUAUACACGUUAAUAGACCAUCUCCCUACAUUAUAAGCUCUUUUUAAUGUAUGUUUUACGGAUACUGUAACAUUAAACUCUUUACUUUCUUGUAA
This is a messenger RNA of Lepisosteus oculatus (spotted gar), 2012 nucleotides long. It is a transcript of the gene gjb10, whose product is annotated as gap junction protein beta 10. Gene Ontology annotation, cellular component: connexin complex. The record is from RefSeq and is a predicted model, not a curated record. Gene Ontology annotation, biological process: cell-cell signaling. Gene Ontology annotation, molecular function: gap junction channel activity. Lineage: Eukaryota; Metazoa; Chordata; Actinopteri; Semionotiformes; Lepisosteidae.